Messenger RNA from Hibiscus syriacus, 400 nucleotides. RefSeq names its product auxin-responsive protein SAUR50-like. The record is from RefSeq and is a predicted model, not a curated record. The transcript has a single exon. Gene Ontology annotation, biological process: response to auxin. The coding region runs from base 12 to 311 and encodes 99 amino acids. NCBI's taxonomy places the organism in Eukaryota, Viridiplantae, Streptophyta, Magnoliopsida, Malvales, Malvaceae.
AAAACUCAACAAUGGCAAUCAGAAAAUCAUCCAAGCUCCCUCAGACCGCCGUUCUGAAGCAAAUCCUGAAGCAAUGUUCCAGUCUACGCAAGAAACACGGCGGCUACGACGAUGUACCCAAAGGGCACUUCGCCGUUUACGUCGGAGAGAACAGAAGCAGGUACAUUGUCCCCAUCUCGUUCUUGACUCAUCCCGAGUUCCAGUGUUUGCUUCGACGAGCCGAGGAAGAGUUCGGGUUCGACCACGAUAUGGGACUCACUAUCCCUUGUGAAGAAGACGUUUUUCGAUCUCUCACUUCCAUGCUCAGAUGAACAACAACAACAACAAAGACAAUUACUUGCUUUCAUUUUGGAGAAGAUGAAGAUGGCCAAAGAGAGAAGCAUUAUAUAAAGCUUCUCUC